Molecule: messenger RNA, 774 nt
Organism: Paramecium tetraurelia
Lineage: Eukaryota; Ciliophora; Oligohymenophorea; Peniculida; Parameciidae
Exons: 2
Source: RefSeq, a predicted model, not a curated record
AUGCUGAGCCCAAUAGAAGUUUUUCAGUAAAUGGUGAAAUCUGACACCUAAUUUGUCAAUAAUUCAACAUUAAGUUCAUUUAAUACUUUCAAAUAAAGAUUAUCAAGUUUGGGAUUUAGUUCGCGAAGCAACAGCAGUUUCAUAAGUGAAACAUUAGCCACUACGACAACAACUUAAUCUUCGCAUUUUAACUAUUAGAGCAAUUAGACUUUGAAUAAAAUCGAUGAAUGGUAAAGAAGGCAAGACUAGUUGGUUUAAUAAUUGGCCUAAUCAAAAUCAAAGAAUAUGUACAUUCCAAAUUAUCCACCAAAAUAAUCAUUCGAUUUGAGAUCAAGAUUUGAGCAGCAUAAUGCCUAAUCACUUUAAAUAAAUAUAUCCUUGGAUAAUAAAUUCCAGAGAUCCCCAUCAUUAAUUGCCCAUAUGCUGGAUUCAUAAAUUAUUUCUGAUUUAAGUGAGCAUCCAAUAAGCAAAUCUAAAACCAAAGAUGAUGAAUAGAAGAAGAAAUCAAACCUCAAAACAUCAGCACAAAAAACUGUUGAAAAAAAAUCCGUAAAAAUUGAGGAGAAGCGAAAAUCACAAUCAGAAACUAUUCCAGGGAAAAAACCAAGGGCAUCAAAAAGCGAGGUUAAACCUCCUAAGACCCCCGAUGCAAAAUUAAAGAAGUAAAAAAGCAAUUCUAGUUUGUCAUCUCCUUCACCAAAAAAAAAGAGUUCCAAACCUGGAGUGGAAUCAGUGGAUUCAUUUCUAUAAUAAUCAAAAAAGAAAAAAAAGUGA